Molecule: messenger RNA, 2244 nt
Organism: Lodderomyces jiufengensis
Lineage: Eukaryota; Fungi; Ascomycota; Pichiomycetes; Serinales; Debaryomycetaceae
Exons: 1
Coding region: 1-2244 (747 amino acids)
Biological process (GO): chromatin remodeling; regulation of DNA-templated transcription
Cellular component (GO): nucleus
Molecular function (GO): ATP-dependent H2AZ histone chaperone activity
Source: RefSeq, a predicted model, not a curated record
AUGAGUGAUUCAGAAGAUGAAGAAAUUUUCGAGAGUUUAAUGGCUACAAGAGCCAGAAGAACAAAUGCAGGUUCAAGAUUAAAACAAUUAAUUGAAUUAGAAGAACAAACAAAUGAGUCACAAGAUAAUAAUCAAUUUGUAACAGAAGAUGAUGAAAAUGUCAAUUUGUUAUUUCAAGAUGAUGAAGAUGAUCAAGAAUUUAUAGAUGAAGAAUUAGAUAAUGAAAAUCUAGCGGGAAUAGAUGAGGACGAAGAAGAAGAGAAUGAAGAUGAAGAGAACAAUAAUGAAUCAACAACCAAGAAAAGGCGGCAUGGAGAUAGUGACAUUGAAGAGGAAGAAGAGGAGGUGAAUUUGGAUGAACAACUUUCAGACUCAGAUAUAUCAGCUUCGGAUUCAGAUGCAAGUGAGGGAGAAAGAGAACUACAAAAACAAGAAAGAGUAAGAAAGAAACGUAAGAAAACAAUAAUACCAGCAAUUAAAAAAGUCAAUACAAAACCACCAGCUCCAAAAAAGAAAUCACCAUUAGUUACAUCGGAUUCAUUAUUAAUGUCAAAUAGAAGAUCAUCAUCGAGAUCAGCAGCAGUUGAAAGUAAACAAGCACUAGUUGAUAGAUUAAUUGAGAGUGAAAAAAGAAAAGCGAAAUAUGUUUAUGUUGAAAGGAAGAAGGCUAAAGAACCAACUCAAGAAGAAAGAAUGGCCCAAGCUAUAGAAACUGAAAAAGAGAAUAUUGAAUCAUUGAAUAAAUUUAAAGAGCAAGAAAUUGUGAAAAAGGAAAGGCAACGUCAAUCUUUACUAUCAAAAAGAAAACCAAUGAAAAACAUCUUAAGAGUUGUCUCGAAAGAAGCUUUCAUCCGUCCUCAAGACGAAGUGGAUGAGGCAAGGAGAGAGUUUUUUAAGAGGAAGAGAAGAAUCAAAAGAAAAGCUGGUAAUGGUGAAGAAGAAAUUGAACCAUUUUCUAUCAACUAUUCUUCACCUUACCAGCAAAGAUUAUUAGCAGAAAGAAAAAAAUUAAUGGAAGUUGAAAUUGAUAAAGUAGAAGCAAUGAAUAUAAACUUGAUGGAAAAAUUAAUAGAUCAAAAGAAAACUGAACCUGCUAACAAUGUUGAAAGUUCCGUUAAAGGUGUAAAACUUGAAUCAAUUGAUGAUGAAAAACAAAAUGAAAAUAAGGAUGAAAUCGAAGAAUUAUCAACAAAAUCAGUAAGUGAUAAAGAAAUUGUAAAAGAUCAAUUAGCUACUACAGAGGCAAAUAAUGGAGUGAAUAUAAGUUUAAAGCAAGAAACUCAGAAUGGAAAUGAAGCAAUUGAGAUAGGUCAAGACGACACAAAUACAAAAGAAAUAGAUGGAGAAGGGCAAAAUGUGAAGAAAGAGUUUGAUAGUGAAAAAGGGAUGGUUGAUUCUAAAGAGGAAGUUGUUCCAUCAACCAAUAACAAAGAUGAAAAGGAUAUAAUCAUGGUCCAAGAAGAAAUAGUUCAUCAAAACGGAAUCGUUGAAAUAGAAACCAAAAAGGUUAAGUUUGCAGAUGAUAUAAUAGAACCACAAUCAGUAGACGCAUCACCACAACCUGAAGAAAUAAAAUUAGAAAGUCCACCGCAACCUGAGAUUUUCGAAGGUCCAGUUCAAAGAAUUUGCAGAAAUUUGGUAAGUUUUAUUAAUUUCGAUGAAGAUAGAAGAGAUUUGAGACUCAACCCAAUUAAUGUCAGAACUAUGUUAUUCGGUAAACAAUCAUUAUUACCUGCUAAACGAAGAUUUAAUGACGGAAAAACUAUUUUACAUAUAGGUAAGACUGAAAAUCCAUAUGCUAUUACGCAAACAGAUAAUUCAGAUGAUUUAUUUGCUUCAGCUUAUAACUUAACCGAAGAUGAUCCAAUGUUUGACGAAUUAAAAAAAUUACCAAGACUAGGUGUACAACAUGAUAUUAUCGAGGUAGAAGAAGAUACUCAAGAAAAUGAAAAUACCGAAAUUAAAAUUACAACAGAAGCUCCUACAGGUCUUUACCUCCCAAAUGGUAACAAAAAAUUAUGUAUGAUUUCAGGUACAGAAGUUAAAUAUUUUGAUCCACAAACAGGUAUGCCGUAUAGUUCAGUUGAAACUUAUAGACUACUCAAAUCAAUAGAACAGGGUCAAGCUUCUUGGUUAAGUUUAAAUUCAGAUGUUUCUACAAAUGGUCCUUUUGAUUUAUAUUUAGGGUUCAAAGGCGAGAAUAAUCGAUCUGCUAAGGGUGUUCCUGAUGGUUUUGAUGGAUAA